AUGGUGGAUAAUGAAGAUGGAGUUGGAUUAGUAGGAGAACAUGGAGCAGGAUAUGGUGCUAGUGGGGGAGAAGGUGGAGGUUCAGGUUAUGGAGCUGCUGGUGGAGCACAUGAUGGUGGUGGAGGAGGCGGUGCAGGAUAUGGUGCUGGUGGAGAACAUGGUGCCAGCGGAGGUGGUGGUGGUUAUGGUGGUGGUGCUGGUGGAGCUCAUGAUGGUGGUUAUGGAAGUGGAGGAGGAGCCGGUGGUGGUUCUGGUUAUGGUGAUGGAGGUGAGCAUGGUGCCGGUGGUGGUUCCGCUGGCGGUAGCGGAGGUUGUGGUGGAUAUGGUGCUGGAGGAUAUCAUGGUGCUGGAUACGGUAGUGGAGGUGGAUCUGGUGGAGGUGCAAGCAGUGGUAGCUCUGGAAGAGCGCAUGGUGGUGGAUAUGGAGGAGGUGGUGGUAGUGGUGGAGGUGGUGGUUCAGGGUAUGCCGCAAGAGGUGAACACGGAGCUGCCUAUGGCAGUGGUGGUGGAAGUGGUGAAGGGGGUGGUCAUGGAGGUGGUGGUUACUAA
Papaver somniferum (opium poppy) is the source of this 549-nucleotide messenger RNA. Its product is annotated as glycine-rich cell wall structural protein 1.8-like. The record is from RefSeq and is a predicted model, not a curated record. NCBI's taxonomy places the organism in Eukaryota, Viridiplantae, Streptophyta, Magnoliopsida, Ranunculales, Papaveraceae. Bases 1 to 549 code for a protein of 182 amino acids. The transcript has 3 exons.